Molecule: messenger RNA, 643 nt
Organism: Emericellopsis atlantica
Lineage: Eukaryota; Fungi; Ascomycota; Sordariomycetes; Hypocreales; Bionectriaceae
Exons: 1
Coding region: 85-327 (80 amino acids)
Source: RefSeq, a predicted model, not a curated record
GCAUAUUCUCAAACCUCAUACCAUCAGCAAUACACGUGCAUCCUCGCUAUCGACAUCAUUCCGCCGACUGAUGGUCAACUAUGUAUGUUGCUAGCUUCACGUGGGCAGCAUUGCGCACUGGUAGCCCUACCUCGCCUAGUGCUUGUACUUGCGUACGUCGAACGUGCUUUUCUUAUUUCACUAAAAUCGGGCCUAGGUGCUCCGGAACGCCUCUGGACGUCCAACAAGACACGCCCACGUCUUGCUAUCAGGCCGGAUCUCAAGGCUGCGUCUGGGGACGCGGCCAAGAAGAGCACAUGCACUGAUCAUGAAUUGAUGCGUUUGUAAUUAGUGCGAGGCUGUGCUCAGGGUUUGGGCCCGCAAAGCUUUGAGAAGUGAUUGCAACAGCGCCGGCGCCAUCUAAUAAUUAAAAAUCCAGUCGCUGUGCUCAACUACUCACAAACGUAUUCGCUGCGAUCCGAGCAACGGCAAGCUUGCAUGUGCAAAGGACUUUGCUUAUCCGCACGGCAGUAUACGAUCUGCAGCAAUUAAUACUACGUGCGUAGACUAAUUAGCGCGGUGUACUCCGUAUUAUCGAAAAUGCUGGAAAGGCAGGCCGCAGACCUUCCAGGCUUCCAUGUGCCCUUCUGGAACUGGAAGAGGA